CUCUGUGAGCACGUUUGGCAUAAGAUGUCACGUGUGCCUCCUCCUACUCCUUUGGUACAUUCUCAUCUGCGUGAGGUCGGGAUAGAUGUGAAUCUGGCAUUCCAAGGCUGGAGCUGUGUAUUUUAUCAGCGAUUGGCAGUUAGCUGAUACCGCCACACAGUAAAGUUUCUGAUCAGACUUUCCAUUUCCUCUCAGAGAUCCCCAUCUUCUAGUUUUCACCAUGCUGCGGCUGAGAUCGACGGUCUGUCAGUCUUGGAGGGGGUUUAAGACCUUCCCCUGUGCUGCUGUGGAGGUACAGAAUGAGCCCAUCCUGGGCUUCGAGGCAGGCUCCAAGGAAAGGGCUGAACUGGAGAAGGCCCUCGCAGACCUAAAGGGGAAGACCGAGGAGAUCCCAUGUGUGGUUGGAGACGAACAUGUGUGGACCAGCGACAUCAGAUACCAGCUCUCUCCCUUCAACCAUUCGCACAAAGUGGCCAAGUUCUGCUAUGCUGAUAAGAACCUGUUGAACAAAGCCAUCCUGGCGUCGGUGGCGGCUCGUAGAGACUGGGACCUAAAGCCAGUGGCAGACCGCGCACAGAUCCUCUUCAAGGCGGCCGACGUCAUCGGUGGACCCAAGAGGGCGGAGGUGCUGGCCAAGACCAUGAUCGGCCAGGGUAAAACUGUGGUUCAAGCGGAGAUUGAUGCUGCAGCAGAACUUAUUGACUUCUUCCGCUUCAACGCCAAGCAUGCCAUUGAGCUGCAGUACCAGCAGCCCCUGAACACAGACAUCAGCACCAACACCAUGCUGUACCGUGGCCUGGAGGGGUUUGUUGCUGCUGUUGCCCCCUUCAACUUCACUGCGAUUGGUGGAAACCUGGCAGGAACUCCUGCCCUCAUGGGUAACGUGGUGCUAUGGAAACCCAGUGACACCGCAAUGUCAGCCAGCUAUGCCGUGUACAAGAUCAUGCGGGACUGCGGACUGCCGCCCAACAUUGUCCAGUUCGUGCCCGCUGACGGACCUGUGUUUGGAGACACCAUCACGGCUUCUGAGCACCUGGCUGGCAUCAACUUCACCGGCAGCGUCCCGACCUUCAAGCGCUUGUGGAAACAGGUGGCCCAGAAUCUGGACAUCUACAGGAACUUUCCUCGAGUGGGAGGAGAGUGUGGAGGUAAGAACUUCCACUUUGUGCACACGAGUGCUGAUGCACACAGCGUAGCCCUGGGUACGAUCCGCUCUGCGUUCGAGUACGGAGGGCAGAAGUGCUCGGCCUGCUCCAGGAUGUACGUGCCGGACAGCCUCUGGCCUCAGAUCAAGAAGGUGAUGCUGGACAUCCACAAGCAGAUGAAAGUGGGAGACCCAGUUGAGGACUUUGGGACUUUCUUCUCUGCUGUCAUUGAUGAUAAGUCAUUUGGGCGCAUUAAAAAGUGGCUUGAUCAUGCUAAGACCUCCCCCAACCUGACCGUGAUUGCUGGAGGAAAAUGUGACGACAGCAAAGGUUACUUUGUGGAACCCACCAUUGUUGAGUCCAAGGACCCACACGAUGCCAUUAUGAGUGAGGAGAUCUUCGGGCCGGUUCUCUCUGUUUAUGUUUACCCUGAUAAGGACUACAAACAGGUGCUUCACUUGAUUGACAGCACAUCACCGUAUGCACUGACUGGAGCUGUUUUUGCCAAAGACAAGAGCGUUGUAGAAGAGGCGGGAAAGGUGCUGAGAAAUGCAGCAGGAAAUUACUACGUCAACGAUAAAUCUACCGGCUCCGUCGUAGGCCAGCAGCCAUUUGGUGGCGCUAGAGCAUCAGGUACCAAUGACAAGCCAGGUGGACCACACUACGUCUUGCGGUGGACCUCUCCCCAGGUUGUCAAGGAGACGCACGCCCCACUCUCGGAAUGGAAGUACCCCUACAUGGGCUGAAAUGGACCUGCCGCAAACCCCGGUCAGCCCUGAAAUGGACCCGCCGCAAACCCCCGCCAGCCUCUAUCACUCUCCAUCGAUCAUGAACCGUUACCCACAAUUCCCUUCUCUUUCUCCCUCCAAUCAAGACUCAAUAACAAAUCCCCAGUUGAAUCCAUUUUUGUCCCCAAUGACCUCUUAAACCAGGAAGUCUGGAAGCACCUGUCCGGCUGUCUUAAACCAGAGGGCAGAAGCUGAAGCGGUCGCUCCCUGCCAUGGCGAAUCAAAGCUCUGACCACUCUGAGACUCUUCUGAGAUGACAGAAGAGCUCAGCUGCCCAAUAGCUAAAGGGCUUCAGGCCUGCUGCUGUGCUCAAGACAACUCCCGGCAGAUGUCAUCAUCUGGGAGACCCUCAGCUGUAGUAUGCUGUGGGUGCUCCAGAAACAGGCUGAACCAGGUCCGUUUCUUUUGAGAUGCACUGAUAUUGUUGAUCUGCUGCUGUGCUCCUGCAUCUGGUUGUGUUAGAAGGGAUAGAAAAUGUAAGUGUGACCUUGACUUAAAGGUGCAGUUUGUAACGUUUUGUUGUCAAAAAAUAUAAAUGCCUCUAGACUAGAUGGUUGUGUAAUUCUGAAGGAGAGACAGAGUCAGAGAAUAAUAUUCCCUUAUAUUUUUGUAUUCUUUUCACUUAAUGGGUACAGUUAGUGUAUAUACUUAUUAUGUAAUUGUCCUUCAUUCAUCACCUUCUACAGUCAUCAUUUUUUUUACAACAAAAUUGCCAACUGCACCUUUAAGUUUCUGCCAUGGUAAAAGGAAGAAGGGAUGACAUGAUUUUAUAGGUUUUAAAUUACCAGUAAUAUUUUAUUGUGUUCUGCUUCAAGCAUAUGUACCCCACACUUUCACAUUUUUGGUGUGGUUUUAAACUAAUAACAUGCUAAAUUAAUACAUACAUUCUCUUAGUUUUGGUGCUCAAAACAUGGAAAAAGUAGUUGCAUACAUGUAAUACAGUAAGAAUCUGUAAUAUCGGUUAGAAAAUGUAAAAAAAAAAAGUCCUAAAUAUGUCCUACAGAUUUUUCCCCCCUGGAUCUUAAAGCAAUUUGUCCAUAAAAUGGACCUCGCUCUGAUGUGGUGCUUUGGCGAUGUCUAUCAUGACCCUUAUCCCUUAGUUCGUGCAGUCUGAUGUAUCUGUUUCAUCUGAGUACGGAUCUUCUGUUACAGCAGCCCAAUGCUGAUGGUGUUUCGCUCUGACUCACUUCACACUGGUUUCCUGCAUAUCAGUCAGUCUCCAUGAACUGCAUGCCUGAGGUUUGCAACUGUGAAUUAAUACGCUAAUGGGUGAUUUACUUUUCUAAACUUGCAAAUCAUUUCUUAAAUUAUGUUAACAUAAUCUGCUACUCGAAAUAUGAAAUUCAUGUAAUAAUGUCAGUAAUUUUUACUAAGUUUAGAAAUUAACAAUUGAUGUUUCUGUUUUUCUCCUCCAAGUAAUUUGGGAAAAUAGUGCCUAUUUUGAAAUUGUCUAUGGACUUUGGAUCAUGUUGUAUGUGUGAAAUAUUUGACAGAAAAUACCUGAAUGUAUGUGAAUAAAAUUGUGAAUUGAAUUUAAA
Molecule: messenger RNA, 3471 nt
Organism: Clupea harengus (Atlantic herring)
Lineage: Eukaryota; Metazoa; Chordata; Actinopteri; Clupeiformes; Clupeidae
Gene: aldh4a1
Product: aldehyde dehydrogenase 4 family, member A1
Molecular function (GO): L-glutamate gamma-semialdehyde dehydrogenase (NAD+) activity
Source: RefSeq, a predicted model, not a curated record